Molecule: messenger RNA, 12663 nt
Organism: Xyrichtys novacula (pearly razorfish)
Lineage: Eukaryota; Metazoa; Chordata; Actinopteri; Labriformes; Labridae
Source: the annotation of a GenBank genome assembly
AUGAGGUACCAAGGCAGGGUAAGAUCCAUGAUGCUCUCUGUGCAUAUAUGUGAAGUACACACACUACAUCAGAUUUAAUCAUGUGUACAUUUACAGCUACUUCACAGUUAGACGUGAGAUUCAUUCUGCUGUAACGGAGAAAAGCGAAGCAGAACAAUGAGUCACUUGAGUUUUGUUCAUGCCUCUGUAUGAGUCACUGUGUAUUUUGGGGUUUGUAGAGGCUUUCACCCUAGAAGCCCUUAGAGUGUAAACUUGGUAUUUUCCACCACAUCCAUUACUGGCACAUCAAUGGUAAAGAGCCAGCUGUGGUACCAGAGCAGCUCGCCCUGGGACAGAGUGGUGGGGCAUGCCUUAUAAGGAAGACAAUCCCAAUGUAGUCGGCCCAGCACAGCUUAGUCAUGGGGCCUGGAGCCAAGUCCCACUUUGUGGUUAGAGUCCUCACUGGGUGUCACUGCUGCUACACCUAAAAAACCUGCAGUUAUUAGUGAAGCUGCCACACACCCAGGGUCAAAUUCCCCAUUAAGCACUGAAGGACUCUGUAGAGCCUGUCUGUUAAAUCAGACUCUCACUUCUCUGAGAACCAAGCCUCAGGUCAGUCCUCUAAAAACAAAGCUGCAAGGAUUAUACUGAAUCUAUCCAAAACAUGGAGCCCCAGAGCUACCUCCACUACCAGGGUCUCCACAAAGGUGGAGCACAUCCUUGAAGAUUUCCUCGAACACACUGUUUCCAAGUUUUGAGAGUUUCUUUUUGAAGGAAAGUGAUUCCUCUCCACAUGUUAUGGUAAUAAAACUCCUAAGGUUAUGAAAAAUGCAACAUGUGACCGCUGAAGACAAUGAAAACAGUGUCUGCAGUGUUUCAAAGUUGUUUUUGGUUCCUUAAGAGGACACAUUAAAUGCUGGCUCUGUUAGGGUAAAAAGGAAGAAACAAGUCAGCACGGCAAGACUACGAAACAAGUUUGUGUUUUUAUUGUUACCAUGGCAGCUGCUUCACAUCUCUGUAACCACACAGCACAGCACAGAUAAACACAGAAGGUCUAGAAUCAGUCAAAGACAAAAUGAUAUCCUCAUGCCAAUAAAGUCAAAGCUUGGUAUUGUAGGUCAGGGUCUGCAGCUACGAAAAGUUGAUGUGUAUGCUGCACACAUGGCCAUGUUUUCUGGAUGUCUUUGUGUUAUUUAAGUAUUUGGAUUUAGCAAGAAAUUAAUCUGUAUCCUUUCUCCAUACACUGAUCUGCCAUGACACUAUGACACCUGCUUGUUUAGAUCCACCCUCCGUUCCGGUCAGGACCAAAACAGCCCUGACCUGAUAAAAUAUGGACUCCACACUGGCCUAUGAAAGUGUGCUGUGGUAUCCAGCACUAGUACAAUAAUAGCAGGUCCUUUAAGUCUUGGAAGAUGUGAGAUGGGGACUCUAUGGAAAGACAUGGCAGUCCAGCACAUCCCACAGAUAGAAGAAGAUCUUGUCCGAACAUAAGGCAAGCGCUAAAAUAACUUUCGUAGAUGUAGCCAUCUUGUUUCAGGCCUUCGAUUUUGCUUUUUUCCAACUUGGUAACUGAAACGCUGGGAACUUGGGUGUGACGUCAUUUUCAGCUCCAACAUCUGACUUCCGAGGUAACUCGAACACAGCAUCAAGACACCUUGAGUGCACAACUUGGACUCAUGGUUGUGCUACUCUUUCAUUGCUUCAGUCCAGUUGUGAUGAAACCAUUGAAGGAGCUGUCGGUGGUAGACCAGGGUCAGUAUGGACACUAUGACCAGUGUGCAAUAACUGUGACACAAUGUGUGUUUUUGUAACACCAGUCACUUGACCUCCAGUAGCUCUUUUUUUUCGGACCCUGUUGCCAGUUUCUUCUGAGGACACCCCACAAGAGAUGCAGUUUUGGAGAUUUUUUUGUUCCAGUUGUCCCACCGUCAGAGUUUGGAUCUUGUCAAAGAGACUUAUCCUUAUGCUUGUCCAUUUUUGCUACUUACAGCGCAUCAACCCACUGACGGGUGCCACCACAGACAGAAAAUCAGAGUUGUUUACUUCAUGUGUCAGAGGUCAUAAUGUCACAGCUGGUCUGUGUAUGAUCCACAUUUUAUCUAGUACGUAAAAUAUCACCUGACUUACCUACUUUCUAGUUUUGCACCUCUUCCUGCAAGGUGUCAAAAAUGGAAGAAUUCUUGAUAACUUGUUGUGCAAAAAAGAGAACAUACUCUCUGUGUUUUAUGUCAAAACAUGCACAGCAAAAAAGCAUAGAGGCAUUCAGUAGUUUCUGCUGAUAUCCCGUCCCAAGCCUGACCCCGGCAUUCCUGAGCUGUAUCCUUUGGAAAAUCUGACUGUGGACUGUAAUUACUAUCCGAGGGAAACCCACCUGCAGGAGUGGGAGAACAAUACACCAAGGUGAAGCAGAGAGGAGGGGCAGUAGUGGAAGCGUCCUCUGACUUUCCUUUGCUCCAGCUUCUUGGCUGUCUUCCACUGUUGUCCCCUUGUUUUUUUAAGCAUUUUCCUGCUUCAGAGAUAAUGACCUUUUACCGGUAUUAAACAGCCAAAUGAGUCCCUCGAGAGGUUCGCCUUCAAGAACAACAGAAGUUCUGUAGAAGGCUAGCCCAAUUGUUCCACUUUCUGCUUGUUUUUUUUAGACAAAAAAGACAACAGGGCUUCUGUCAUAAAUGAAUCUGUGGUAUUGAUGAUAAAGAGCAGCUGCUUUGGCAUGUGUUGUCAGCAUCGUUGAUGCGCUGUAUCAGUAUCCUGAUAUUUUAUCAUCUUGUUGCACACUGUGAUUUAGGUUAUGUGAGUACAAUCUGACUUUAGGGCAUAUCUGAGUAUUUCACUCAGCACACUGUUAAUUAUUUCCUGUCUGCACCUUCAAGUCUGCAGUCACACUCAGGUUUACAUGUGCACACACUUUCCUAGUAACGCUGGUUGAUCCCGGCUGACGAUAAAGAGCUGUGUGUACUGUUCAUACAUCAUGAUACUCUGUCUCUCUGCUGGGUUAUAAAGGAGUCUAUCCGGUCUGUUUAUGAUUGAGAUUCCUGAAAUGUCUUCACUGUUUAGUCUUGGCUCUGGUGUAACUUUCCUCCUCCGUAUAUUUACAUAGUGUUGUUUUGGUGAUGUGGUUAUUAAGUCUUGAGGCACUAGUUUUCUUUUCAUAAAUUAAUUCUCUGUUAUGAAAUUUUAGUGGCAGUUAUUGUGACACCAAAAAACCAGAUGUUCACUUUUUCAGAAGUGGGUGACUUAAUCACGUAUGAAUGGGGAAAAGGGCCUAUAGUGCCCCCUGCUGGUAUGAUUGUAAUUAUAUAAAAUGUCAGUUUAGUGUUAUUGAGAGAAGCAGGUGCUGUUAUUCUGUAUUUCUGUAACAUUUCUCUGGCUCUCUCCCCACAGGAGGUGGACAUUGAGGGAAGGGUGCGCCUGGUGAUGGAGAGCGCCCUGACUGCGCGGGACAGGGUGGGGGUGCAGGACUUUGUCUUGCUUGAAAACUACAACAGUGAGGCAACCUUUAUUGAGAACCUGAGGAGGCGUUUCAGAGAAAACCUCAUUUAUGUAAGACUGCCAGUUUUUAUUCACACACUCGAAAAACAUCUCAGCUGGUGUGGUGAAACAUAUUUCAAUGUGUUCUAAUGUGUUUGGCUCAGACAUACAUUGGCUCAGUGUUGGUGUCGGUGAACCCUUACAAAGAUCUGGAGAUUUACUCCAAGACGCAGAUGGAGCGCUACAGAGGGGUCAGCUUUUACGAGAUAUCACCUCACAUGUGAGUCACUUUAUGUUACAUUUUUUUAAUACAUUCAUAUAUACAUUUCAUUGAGAGCAUUUAAUAUUAUGUGUAACCAGUUUAUAAGAGGAUAACUCUUAAAUUCUAUUUGAUCACAGGGAAUUUGCUUAAUGGCUGGGCAAUUGAGCGACCAGUAAACUCUUAAAAUCGAUUCUAAAUCACACAGGGGGUCAGUGGGAGGAAGCAGGGAUAGGCGCGAUGUGAUGUUGUCUGUUAAAACUAGUGAGGGCAGUUGAAAGAAAACAUCAGUUUUUGUAAUGUUUAAUCUUAAAUUUCAUCUGGAGUGUUGCACAGCUCAAUAUAUGUGUGGAAAAACAAUGCAUAAAUAAGGAUACAUAACAAAAAGAUUAGGUAACACUUUAUUCGACACCUAUCUCUAUAACGCAUUAUAAAUAUAUGUAUAAUGCGUUAUAAUCAUGUUAUAUCACUGUGUAACUAUAGUUAUAAACACUCAUAAAUGAUCUUAAUGCUUUAUAGCAGAAAUCAUAACACAUUAUAAUACCUGACCUUGUAAGUCAUGAUAAAAUGCUUCAUAAUGUGUUAUGAUUAUUGCUAUAAAACAUUAUGAUCAUUUAUGAGUGUUUAGAACUAUAGUUAUACAGUGCUGUACCAUGAUUAUGAUGCAUUAUAAAUUGCAUUAUAAAUAUAUUUUUAAUGCAUUAUAGAGAUAGGCGUCAAAUUAAGUGUUACCAAAGAUUAGUAUCAAUUUAUCCUCCAAUUUCAUUUGGGAAAGAAAAUAUAUCAGUAUUGUAUAUUUUCCAGAUUUACUGCUUUCACCUCCAUUAUUUGUCUUACAUAAUUUAUGAGGUGGUUAUGAAAUAAGGUAAUUGACUUCAAUGAUUGAUUUAUUGCAUCAUAAAAAAUAUGAGAAACCUGUUACCAGUUUAAUAGAUCAGCUAUUACUGCAAAUCAAAGCACAGUUUCUGUUGCGUUUUAAUGAUGUUUUGAGCCACUAUUUUUCAGUGUGUGUGGCUUUUGUGUUGUUCUUUAGCUAUGCACUGUCAGACAACACUUAUCGAGCCAUGCGCACAGAGAGGAAGGACCAGUGUAUUCUUAUAUCGGGUGAGAGUGGAGCAGGUAAGACAGAGGCCUCCAAGAAGAUCCUCCUCUACUACGCUGUUACCUGUCCGACCAAUGACCGCAUGGCUGCUCUUGGUGACCACCUACUGCAGUCCAACCCAGUUCUGGAGGUAUUCAACCAUAUGCCUUUUAAAGUUAAUAGUUAUUGUCCCAAUAAAAGCACAGUAAAUAUAUUCAACUCUUGCAUUCUUUUUUUACUUGUUCAUCCUGAUUCCCCUGCCAACUUACUGACACUGUUUUUCCUGCUUUGUUAAGGCAUUUGGUAACGCAAAAACACUGAAGAAUGACAACUCCAGCCGCUUUGGGAAAUACAUGGACAUCCAGUUUGACUUUAGGGUAAACAUUUUUUAAAGUUCUGUAUAUUGAAGCUGAAACAUUCAAACCAACACAGUGUUGAACCUGCUUUUCACUGUGCUUCUGCCCUUGUUGUUUUUCUAAUACCUCUCCUAGGGGACACCAGUGGGCAGUCACAUCAUGAACUUCCUGCUGGAGAAAACACGAGUCGUGUACCAGAACCAAGGUGAGAGAAACUUCCACAUCUUUUAUCAGCUCCUGGACGGAGGAGACGACGACCUGCUCAGAAGACUCGACCUGGACAGAAACCCUCAGAACUACGACUAUCUGGUCAAGGUCUGUGUGGGGUUCAAGUUUUAAUGAAAUAUUGAUCUUUGAACUGUUAAUAAUAUAGCUUGUUGAGCAUUAAAAUUAUCUUUUUAAUAGGGCAACUGCCCCAGACUCAGCUCUGUCAGUGACAAGAACAAUUGGAAAACAGUGAUGAAGGCCCUGUCUGUCUUCGGCUUCACAGAGGAGGAAGUGCAGGUCAGUAACACGGCAUAUUAUAAGUUCUGUUUUCUUUCCCUCAGGAUACAAGCAUUAUUGUAUUUUGUUGUUUAUGUUCAGUGUUAUAGAACUGAAAUGAGUUUUCCCUUUAGUUCUCAUUCUGUGUUCACAAGUAUAUUUCUGUGGCUUUCUUGAUUAUGCUAUUUAGUUACAACAAACCAUUAGUUUAUCAAUGUAGUUGUGAUCUGUGUUUCCUCUGUCCAUCCACAGAUAUUGCUGAACAUCAUUGCUGGUGUUCUCCACUUGGGCAACAUUCAGUUCGGGGAAGGGGAAGACGGAGAAGCUUAUAUCACCACUGAGACUCGCUUGAACCAUCUUGCAGAGGUCAGAACAAUCCCAAUAGUAUAUUUGGAUGUUUAGAUAUCCGCAAAAACAAGCAAAUCUGAGCACAGAUGUGUCGUUGUUUUGCAGCUGCUUGGUAUUGAUAGCUCAGCCCUCGGGGAGGCACUCACUCACAAGAAACUCACUGCCAAAGGAGAGGAGGUGAUGGCCUCAGUGUCCCUGUUCCUCAUGCAUUAUGUUGUUUGUUGUGUAAGAAGACAUGAAAUGACUUUAUGCCUGCUUGUUUGUUUGCACUACAGAUGAUCAGCCCUCUAAAUUUUGAGCAGGCAGUGUCUGCCCGUGAUGCCUUGGCCAAGUCCAUGUAUGGACGGACCUUCUCUUGGCUGGUGCAGAAGAUCAACCAAUCACUGGCUCCAAAGGUGCAGCAGCAUUGUUACAGAAAAUUUCAUUACGGUCUUUAUUUCUGCUGUGUUUUAAUACUGUCUUAAUGUCUGCAGGAUGAAAUCUACCACAGCAACAAAGGCUCCUCAGUCAUUGGGCUUCUGGACAUCUACGGCUUUGAGGUUCUUCAACACAACAGGUAUAAAUUUGAUUGAUUUUUCCUCUUAAUUUUAGAUCUUUCUUUGCACUUCAUCAGUAUCUGUAGUGCAGGGAACUGGACUGACUUCAGUUCUCUCCCUCUUGUGUUGUAAGUUUUGAGCAAUUCUGUAUCAACUACUGCAACGAGAAGCUCCAGCAGCUGUUCAUUGAACUCACUCUGAGGUCUGAGCAGGAGGAGUAUGAGACAGAGGGAAUUGCAGUGAGUCACUUUCUGGUUGAGAUUCAAAUCCGUGAGAUCAAUUACAUAUUGAUAGGCGUAUGUCACCUCUAACAGGACAUAGUUCUUCAAAUGUUCCCCUCUUUUUCCAGUGGGAGCCGGUGCAAUACUUUGACAACAAGAUCAUUUGUGACCUGAUAGAAGAGAAGCACAAAGGCAUCAUCUCUAUCCUGGUACGCAUGACAACUCCAUGACAUGACAUGUUGUCUUACACCUUGUUACUGUGAGUGAAGUGAACCAGUGCGACUUUUCUCUCAGGAUGAGGAGUGUCUUAGACCUGGAGAAACCUGCGAUGUCUCCUUUUUGGAGAAACUGGAGGAUACACUGGGUGGCCAUCCCCAUUUUGUCACGUAUGAGCCAUUUGAUAUCACUUUUUUCAACUUACAGUACAGUGGACUCUUUAAGUUUUAUCUUCUUACAUCUCCAUGUGUUUUUGUUUUCAGUCACAAGUUGGCAAAUGGAAAAACUCGCAGGGUCCUGAGCAGGGAAGAAUUCAGACUGCUGCAUUAUGCUGGAGAGGUCAACUACAAUGUCACUGGUAACCAAUAUUUCAUGAAUAAAUCAGUCAGAUUGCUUUUAAAUAUGUGCAUUUAUUCCCUUCUAGCUGGCUCAUCAAAGAGUGGCCUACAACAUACUGAUUUCUUGAUGACAAAAUAUCCUGUUUUUAUUCUCUGACUCAGGCUUCCUGGACAAGAACAACAAAUGGCUGAACAGGAACCCAAAAGAGGUGAGAACUCUGAAAUUAUGAAAAUAGGACCUCAUAACCACCUUUGUAAACCUUGUGAUGUCUGCCUUUACCUUUAAGGAGGGCGAGGGCGUGUGAUGUUGACAUGUGGUAAUGUGGUUUGGUCUCUGUCAGGUCAUGUGUCAGUCAGAAAACCCGAUACUGCGGCACUGCUUCCGCAGAAAGGAAGUGAUAGACCAGAAACGCCCAGUGACGGUGAGAGCUCUCUCUCGCUCCCAUUUUUACUCUCCCUCUUUGCAAGCACACAAAUUUCAGAGGAUUUCCCACAGUGUCCCACAGUGUUAUGUUUCUUUCCCCGUGUUUUUUCUAGGCUGCCACUCAGUUUAAAACCAGCCUGAUGAAACUUAAGGAAAUUCUUAUGUCCAAAGAGCCGUCCUAUGUCCGCUGUAUCAAACCUAAUGAUGCGAAGCAGCCAGGUACAUGAAAACAUCAUGAGAUGUACAUGGUUGUUUAUUUUGAUGUUGGUAGUUUCAAUUAAAAAGUGUUGAAAUAUGGAUUGAAACAUAGAUAUCUAUGCUUUAAUGCCUACAUGGUAAAAGAAAAUAACCUCCUGAUCAAUAAGUAUAAUAAUAUAAUACGUAAAUUGUUAUGAUAUUGUCAGUAUUUGGUCACCACCUGUUUCAUGAUAUGAAUGAUUUUGAUCUGCUCUAUUAAAAAUGCUCUGCAGUUUGACUGAAAGUGACAAUAACUGUCUUGGGAGCAUUUCAGUGGUAAUUAGACUGUACUAAUAAAGGGCUUGGUGCUUUCCAAACCAGUCACACACAUUCACACACUGCUGGUCAUGCCACUCAAAGAUUUGGAUUGGUGACUUGUCUUUUAUCUGUAAACAUUUGGCAAUACUUGAUGUUAAGGUCCUUUUAAUAAGCACAAAUAGCUUGUUGAUAAGCCACCUACAAGAUCUGUUAUGAUGUUUUUAAUCAUCCUGAAGUAUUAAUAAGGGUUUGUAAAAGCAUAAUGACCUGAAGACUUAGCAAGAAAGAUAAACAUCUAAUUCAAUUUUAAAAGUUGUGUACACCAUGAUUGGUAUUCAGGACCGUUGCAUAAAGUAUUACUAACCGUUUUACUGUUUCUAUUAUGGUUUAGUUCCCACCAUAUGAGUUUUGCUGAUCGCCAGUGGAUUUGAUCUCUUUCUGCAGAUAGGUUUGAUGAAGUCCUGGUCAGACACCAGGUGAAGUAUCUGGGCCUGAUGGAAAACCUGAGAGUCAGAAGAGCUGGCUUUGCCUAUCGGCGUCGCUUUGAGGCCUUCUUGCAGAGGUGACUCACCUUUCCGAUGAACGCGUUCAAGCCUCAAUCACUAUGUAUUCUCUGUUCUUUGUUUCGUCUUCUCUCAUUAUAAUUAUGCACAAAUAACCUUAGGUACAAACCUCUGUGUCCUGAGACGUGGCCUAAUUGGCACGGCAGACUAGCUGAUGGUGUCUCAACACUGGUCAACCACCUGGGCUACAAGGAAGAGGAGUACAAACUGGGCAGGUGAUGUGCUGUUGGAGAGUGUGUGAAUGUAUGGAGAGUUUGGUAGUGGUGCCCUGUGGACAGCUCAGUAUGAAAAAAAGUUGAUCAUGACAUUCUCAUCAUAAGGAAAUGAACAACAGUCUUGACCACAAAUUUCUGUGCCUGAUGUUUACAGGUCGAAAAUCUUCAUCCGCUUCCCCAAAACUCUCUUCACCACUGAAGAUGCACUUGAAGCAAAAAAGCCGGACAUAGGUGAGCAGCGAUAGUGGUUUUUUUUUUUUUUUUGUAUUUUGUACAUCUAUGUCAUGAGACAGAUGAAGUGCAGACAGUCAAAAAAAAGUGCUGGCAUGUUCUUCGACUAUUAUGAUUUAUUAUAUUAAUCUAGAAAAAAUGUUGCCAAAAAUGUAUAUAUAAUUUAAUGACUGUAUGUUAGUGUGCGUUUUUACUUUGAACUCAAAAUGACGAAACAUAAAACAAAUGAGACCCCAAAUCGUAUAUCACUGAUGUUGUACAAAUCAUUUGUACCCACGCACAAAUUAAUUUGCUAAAGCAUAAAUCCACCUGAAGUUUCUUUCUGCAUGUUCCAGCUUUGACCCUGCAAACAUCAUGGAGAGGCUACAGGGAGAGAGCAAAGUACCAGCGCAUCAGGAAUGCAGGUCAGAGCAACUCCCACCGAUGACUCCCUCGCAGUUUGUUUGUAGAUUUCAUAUCAUUGUGUAUUUGAAUUCUGCUUUUUUAAACGAACAUCAAUGACGGGUUUUUUUCAGGUUGAGCUUCCUUUGUUAUUAUUUUCCAUGCUCAUUUGUCUAGUCUUAAACUAUCUGUUUCAUCGUGUACUAAACCUUGGGAUGUUCUUUUUUCUGAGCACAAAAGAUCUCUCUGUGUUGACAUAUAUGCAUGUAUUUUGUAUGUACAGUGAUAGUGAUCCAGUCUGCGUGGCGAGGGAUGAAAGCACGCAGGAGGGCCAGGAGGCGGCGAGAGGCUGCUGAGAGAAUCCGCAGGUGAAGUUAGAAACUAUUCGCCUGCAUUUCUCAGCUAUGUUGUUCACUAUAAAGUAUUUGUACAUCAUGUAAAUUUGUAUUUUUUGUUCAGGUUCAUCAAAGGCUUCAUCCACCGACACGAGGAGUACGGUCCAGAGAAUGACUAUUUCCUGGAUCAUAUACGCUACUCAUUCCUCAAAAACCUACGUAACAACCUGCCUGAAAGUGUGUUGGACAAAAGCUGGCCAACACCUCCUCCUCUACUCACCGAGGCAUGUACAGUACAACCUAUAAACACAGAUCCUGACUGAUACUGUGCAGACAUAAUCCAAAAGAGUGAAUUCUUCAAAUCUCAAGCUGUAGAUUUACUGAUACAAAGUCGGCUUUGUCUGUUUCAGGCUUCUGAGCACCUGCGUAUGCUGCACAUGAGGAACAUGGUCAUGAAGUACUGCAGGAGGGUCCAGCCUGAAUGGAAGAAGCAGGUAAGUUGACAACAGAAAACAUGGCUUUGAUUCCUCUUUUAAAUAUGAAUGAAUAUGCUAAUGUGUUUUAAUUUUGCUCAAUAUUCCUCCUUUACUUUAGAUGACGCAGAAAGUUAUAGCAAGUGAGAUCUUCAAGGAUCAGAAAGACAGCUACCCUGAAAGUGUCGGAAGGCUGUUUUUGGACUCCAGGCUGGGUACAUGUCGACGCACGCAUUCAUUACAUCUGUACAUUCCUAAAACCCGACAGAAGAUAUAGCUAAACAUAAAAAAUUUACAGAGAUUUUCUUUUUAUCUGACACAGAACGAGAGCAGAUCAACCUGAAAGUCAUCCAGACCCUCGGCAAUGACAAAGUGCAGGUGGGACAGGUUUAUUUUUUUUAAUGUGAUAUUGAAAACAAGAUGCUUGAAAACCGUUCAGCUGCCUCACAGUAACAUUUCUGUCUUGUCAGUACGGUGUUUCAGUCAUCAAACAUGACAGGAGGGGCUACAAGCCACACCCUCGCCAGCUGCUCCUCACAAACACCUAUGCUGUGCUGGUGGACAGGACCAAGAUCAAACAGAAGAUCGACUAUUCAGCUCUGAGAGGUAAAAAUUAGUGUUGUAUGGAGAAGUUUUAGAGUCUUAAUUAAGUUAUCAGAUGAUUUCCCUCACUAUACGACUGCUUCAGGGCUAUUUCAUGAUUGUUACUUUUAUUGCAAAGAAGGAAAACUUGCAGAGGCUUUUCAGUUUUCAAAUACCUUCAUAAAGUGCAAAUACUGAGAAUAUUUCCACUCAUUGUUAUCUAGUUUUUUAUUAUUAUUAUUAUAUCAAUUCUUGUCUGGUUUCAAGUCCUUCAACAUUUAAUGUUUUAUGUGCUUGUAUUCAACCAGUAAACCUUUUUACUAUUUCACUCCUUUAGGACAUUUUUUUUCUUCAUACUUUUUUGCAAUUUUCACUUAAAAAAAAAAAACUUUUUACCAUUGAAACCAAAUGGGGAAAACUCUUAUACCCUCAGAAUAAUUUUACCUGCAAACUCUCUUUUGCUUUAAAUGUCCACAAUCUUUCAACCAUCAAUGUUGUAUUAAUAUGUUUUAUGUCUUCUAUAGUUUUUUUUUCAUAUUUCAACUCAUUUUCAGCUAUUUAUAUAGUUUUUUCACACUUUCUAUGUUCAGAUAUUUUCCUCAGUUUUUCACACUUUCUACAUUCAUACAGCUUCCUCUUCUUCAUUUUUUUCCACAGUUUCUACAGUCAUACAACGUAGUCUUCUUCUACUCCACCUCUUCAACGGCUUUUAAAUUCAUACUUUUCUCCUUUUCAAGCAGGUUUUCAUGGAUUUUUCGGCUUUCAGCAUUUCCAUGCAUUUUCUGCAAGGAAAUGCAACUUUUGUUGUUUUAUUUUGACCUGCAAAUUCAGAAUACUUAGAUUACUCUGUGCCCUCUUCAUGUACUUCUGCAGGAAUAUCCUCAGUAACCUGGUUUUAUUUGCUUUACAUACUUUUCACUAGCUUCUCAAAAAGGGAAACUUUUUUUUCUGACAGGAGAGGGUGAUGUUGUGCUGAACUGAAAGCUGAAAUUACUAAAUCAUAGUUUUUAUUCACUGGUCAUGGUGACUGUUUUCAUUUCUGGCAGGCAUACUCUUAGCUGUUAUUCUCUUCAAACAGGAAUCUCUGUGAGCUCUCUGAGUGAUGGGAUGUUCGUUAUCCACAUGCCCAAUGAGGACAAUAAGCAGAAGGUAUGGUUGCAUGAAACAGUUAUGACUUUAAAUUGGUGCCUGAUGGUGUGACUCCUCUAAAAGAAGCAGUGUGUCUCUCAGGGUGAUCUGGUGCUGCACUGUAACCACGUGAUCGAACUGGUGACCAAACUCUCCAUGAUGGCCAGCAAGGUCAACUAUGUCAACGUCAACCCGGGCAGGUGAGGCGUGUUACAGCACUCUUCUGUUGUGAGCAUUACAUACCGACCAAACAGGACUCAUCUUUAGUUUGUCUGUCUUUGUUACCCUUUCUGUUGCGUACAGUAUUAAGUUUGCAGUUUCUCGAGGCAAAGAGGGCAUCAUUGAUUUUGUUCGCGGAUCAGAGCUCAAGGUGACUAAAGGCAAGCGGGGACAUCUGCUAGUGGUGAGUCAGAGUCAGAGCCUGGUCUGAUGUCAUGUGUGGUGCCUGAAGGGAGGAAGGGGAAUUUUUUCUGAUUAAAAACAUCCGGGCAGCUGACUUAAUUACAUGUGAAUUCACUCUGCAGACGGCUCCCCGCAUCAACGACACAUGA